Messenger RNA from Pleuronectes platessa (European plaice), 1292 nucleotides. RefSeq names its product cartilage intermediate layer protein 2. The transcript has 10 exons. The record is from RefSeq and is a predicted model, not a curated record. The coding region runs from base 272 to 988 and encodes 238 amino acids. Lineage: Eukaryota; Metazoa; Chordata; Actinopteri; Pleuronectiformes; Pleuronectidae.
GAAAAUAAACGAAUCUCUCUUUGCUCCCGAGUCCUUGUAAGGAUUCGUUCAAAACGAACGAAUCGUUCACGACCGACACUUGGCACGAUUCUCUGAGAAGCUGACGCAGUAGAAAUACCCCGUCCGAGUCGCUUUGUGGACAUCUCCCUUGUCCGGGGCGCAACACCGACACGGUCCUUGUUCUUCUGAGAGGUUCUGUGGGUGAGAACAACAGAAACAACUACACUCUGUUAGGAAUCGCAGGUCUCAAGCUCCGAUAUCGUCUGCAAUCAUGAUCAAACUGUUGUGUGUGGCGAUUGUUGCUGGAUUGGUUUUGGAGAGCAACCAGCAGAGACUGGAGCCCAGUAGACCGGAUCCCAUUAGACCGCAGCCCAAGAGACUGGAACGCUCUUUAGUGAAGCGAGAUUUACCCGUGGUCUAUCCAACCCACAUCCGAUGCUGGACAGGCUGGUUUGACAGAGAUGACCCGACUGAUACUGGAGACUGGGAAAACCUCAACAAUCUUCGUAAUGAGAACCCAGGAAAGAUCUGCCCCAAUCCAACCGACAUCGAGGCCAAAACUCUGACUGGUCUCAGUGUGGCUGCAGCCGGGGAUGUGAUUUUUGAAAGCGACAAAACUACAGGAUUCAUCUGCAAGAACGAGGACCAGGGGCCCAAUAAGAUGUGCAACGAUUAUCGCGUUCGCUUCAGCUGCCAUCCCCCGUUCUGUGGCGGAGUGUGCUGGACCAACUGGUACGACCGGGACCUUCCCUCUGGGACAGGGGACUGGGAGACUUUGAGUAACCUGAAGAAUGAAAACCCAGGACAGAUCUGUGACAGCCCGAUGUACAUUGAGGCUGUCACCACUGACACCAUGACCCCAGCCACCAGCACAGGGGAGAACUUCUCACACUACAACCCAACUGUGGGAUUCGUUUGCCAAAACAAGGACCAGACAGAUGGCGAAUGUCUCAACUAUAAAGUGCGGUUUGGAUGCCGGUGCCCAUGAUCCUUAGGCAACAAUGAGGUGCCGCAGCAAGAGAGGACCCCUUUCCAAUUUUGAUCUGCUAUGUCUUUUCUCGUUUGAUUAUAUAAUUUGCUUCUCCUGAUUGAGAACCACACAGAAAUCUGCCUUUUUCACGGUAAACUUGUGGUAAUUUUAUCAUUUAAAUCAAUAAUUUUCCUGCUGUGAAACCAAAUUUUUAUCUUUAGUAGAAAAUACCUAUUAGGUGCUUUUUCUCUUUCUUUUCCUGAUCUCGUGUGAUGACGACUGUUGAAGACAAAUCACUAGCAAUACAAUAAAAUGAUCAAAA